AUGAUCAGACACUGCUUUUUCCACCAGCUUGCUUUUCUCCUCAUUGUCUUGGCAGGAGCUCAAGACAGCCCCCAGGUCCAGCUGAAAAAUGGGAAAAAUCGAUGUACUGGAAGAGUGGAAAUUCUUUACAAUGGCACCUGGGGCACCAUUUGUGAUGACAAAGGGAAUGGAGCAAGUGUGAUAUGCCAACAGCUUGGCUGUGGACUUGUCCGCUUUUAUACAUUUGGUUAUGCUUUUGGAUUUGGAUCAGGGCCCAUUUGGCUGGGUGGCCUGAAUUGCACAGGAAAUGAGUCCCAUGUGUGGAAGUGCCCUUCCUGGGGAUGGGGCCCACAUAACUGCAGUCAUGAGAAGGAUGCAGGAGUCCUCUGUACAGGAUUUCUGCGUCUGGCUGGGCAAGAUGGACCCUGCUCUGGGCGAGUGGAAGUGAACUCUGGAGGACGGUGGACACCAGUGUCUGACGUGAACUUCACGCUUUCCACUGCCCAUGUUGUCUGUGCAGAGCUGGGCUGUGGCAAAGCUGUAUCUGUCCUGGGGAAUGUGACCAGAAGUGUCAGUGAGCAGGUCUGGGAUGAAGAAUUCCAGUGUGUGGGGCAGGAGCCUGAGCUCUGGUUUUGUCCCAGAGUUCCUUGUGCUGGAGGCAGCUGCCAAUAUGGUGGGGCCGUGGAGGUUGUCUGUUCAGACCGCCCACAGCUCCGCCUGAUAAAUGGAGGCAGUCGUUGUGCAGGAAGAGUAGAGAUCUUUCACCAGGACUCCUGGGGAACCAUCUGUCAUCGGUACUGGGACAUAACUGAUGCCAACGUAGUAUGCAAAGACCUGGGCUGUGGAGCAGCUGUGGAAGCUGUAUCCUCUGCUAAUUAUGGGGCUGGAUCUGGGCCCAUCUGGCUUGAAAGUCUGAGAUGCACAGGAGAAGAGUCCCAUGUGUGGCAGUGCCCUUCUCUUGGCUGGAACAAUACCUACUGCACUCACGAGGCUGAUGCUGGAGUCAUCUGCACAGGAUUUGUGCAUCUAUCUGGAGGAGAAGGACCCUGCUCAGGGCGAGUGGAAGUCAAUCUUGCAGGAGAUUGGAUUCCAGUGUCUGACAGGAACUUCACAUUUGCUACUGCCCAAGUCAUCUGUGCAGAACUGGAGUGUGGCAAAGCUGUGUCUGUUAUGAGGGCUGUGCCUUUUAGAGAGGUCAUUCCACAGGUGUGGAGUGAAGAGUUCUGGUGUGAGGGGCAGGAGCUUGGGCUGUGGUUCUGCCCCAGAGUACCCUGUCCUGGCGGCAGCUGCCAACAUAGUGGAGCUGUUGAAGUUGUUUGUUCAGAGUUCACUGAAGUCCGGCUUAUGAAAAACAGUACCUCCCAGUGUGAGGGCCAGGUGGAGAUGAACACUUCUGUGGGCUGGAGAGCACUGUGUGCAUCCCACUGGAGUAUGGCCAAUGCAGAUGUUGUGUGCCGCCAGCUGGGCUGUGGAAUUGCCAUCUCCACCCCAGAAGGAGGAAUGUACUUUGUGGAAGGAGACCAUGAGAUCUGGAAUGACCGAUUCUACUGCUCAGGUGUUGAGUCCUUCCUGUGGAGUUGCCCUGUGAUCGCCCUGGGUGUUCCUCCCUGUGCCCAAGGGAACACUGCUUCUGUGGUCUGCUCAGGAAACCGGACUCAGCUGCUGUCUCAAGGCAAAGAAUAUUUGUCAGAGGCAGAACGCUCUGCAUCCUCAGAGGACCUGACUAGUAACUCCCCAGACAGGAGAUACCUGCGACUGGUGGAUGGGCGUAGUCCCUGUGCAGGGAGAGUGGAGAUACUGCAUCAGGGAUCCUGGGGCACCAUCUGCGAUGACAGCUGGGACCUGAAUGAUGCCCAUGUGGUGUGCAGACAGCUGGGCUGUGGAGUGGCCCUCAAUGCCACGGUGUCUGCUCACUUUGGGCAAGGAUCAGGGGACAUCUGGCUAGAUGAGCUGAACUGCACAGGACAGGAGUCCCAUGUGUGGAAGUGCCCUUCACAGGGGUGGGGAGAACACAACUGCUGGCACAAGGAAGAUGCAGGAGUCAUCUGCUCAGCGUUCUUAGCUCUCAGGGUAGUGAGUGAAGAACAAGAGUGUGCUGGGUGGCUGGAAGUUUUCUACAAUGGGACCUGGGGCAAUGUCUGCCACAACCCCAUGGAAGACAUGACUUUGUCAGUGAUCUGCAGACAGCUUGGAUGUGGGGACAGUGGGACCCUCAACACUUCUGUUCCUGCUCAGCAAGGUUCUAGACCCCAUUGGGUGGAUGGAAUCCAGUGUCAGAAAACUGAUAUUUCUCUCUGGCAGUGUCCUUCUGACCCUUGGAACUCCAGAUCAUGCCUUCCAAAGGACGAAGCUUAUAUCACAUGUGCAGGACAAAGACUCAGGAGCUGUCCAGAAUCCACCCCCUGCACAGACAGAGACAAGCUGAGGCUCAGCGGUGGAGACAGCAAGUGCUCAGGGAGAGUGGAAGUGUGGCACAAAGACUCCUGGGGAACAGUAUGCGAUGACUCCUGGGGUCUGGCAGAGGCCGAAGUGGUGUGCCAGCAGCUGGGUUGUGGCCGUGCUCUGGACGCCCUGGGAGCUGCUGCAUUUGGCCCUGGAAAUGGAACCAUUUGGAUGGAUGAGGUGAAAUGCAGUGGCUGGGAGCCCUCUCUUUGGGCCUGUGGAAUGGCUCCCUGGGGACAGAGUGACUGCAAGCAUGAGGAGGAUGCGGGUGUGAGGUGUUCAGGUGAGUGCACAACUUCAGUCUCACCCUCUGUCCCUGGCAACUUCUCCUUGUAUGAGAUCCUCUGCAUCAUCCUUGGAACACUUCUCUUACUGAGCCUUAUCAUCUCGGCAACUCAAAUGGGAAUAUGGAAAGCAACACAUCAAGCCUUAUCCACUGAAGAUGCUGUUGAUGAGGCCUUGUACCAAGAGAUAGAGUAUCUAGUGAAAGCAGAAAAGAUGGAUUUUCUGGAUAAAGCAGGAACUGUGCCUGAUAAUUCGGAAGCUAAACUUCUAUAUUACACAGAAGACAAUGAGGACGAUGUUGGGCGUGAAUCAACCUCAGAACAUCCUUGGCAGCAUGGUGAUGCUACAGGAAAUGGUUAUGAUGAUGUUGGAGAGGUACUUGUUCUUGAAAUUCCUUCUUCCUAUGGGAGGAGUGAGAAGAACUUUGUUCCAGAAGAAAAAGAUGAUGCCAGAUAUUUCCAGACAGAUGGGCAACUGUCUUCAGUCUUACAAGAAACCACACUCUCUUUCAUGGAAGAGAAAGAAUCUCCAGUGGUUCUGAGACAAGAAGAAACUGCAUAUGAUGAUAUUGAGCUGGAUGCUACAUUAUGA
Messenger RNA from Octodon degus (degu), 3297 nucleotides. Its product is annotated as antigen WC1.1-like. The record is from RefSeq and is a predicted model, not a curated record. Lineage: Eukaryota; Metazoa; Chordata; Mammalia; Rodentia; Octodontidae. The transcript is spliced from 16 exons. Gene Ontology annotation, cellular component: membrane. The coding region runs from base 1 to 3297 and encodes 1098 amino acids.